Messenger RNA from Suhomyces tanzawaensis NRRL Y-17324, 1319 nucleotides. RefSeq lists its product as uncharacterized. Bases 93 to 1115 code for a protein of 340 amino acids. The record is from RefSeq and is a predicted model, not a curated record. NCBI's taxonomy places the organism in Eukaryota, Fungi, Ascomycota, Pichiomycetes, Serinales, Debaryomycetaceae. The transcript has a single exon.
CGGCGAUCACCAACGCCCCCUAGAGGUCAUUAUGUGGAUCCCACUAGCAAUGGAACCUCAUCGUCCCGCAGCGGUUAGAAGCAGUGGUUUUGAUGCACCAAACGGCAAAUCCAGCGGAGUUUCCGGGAAAAGCAGGAACCGACGUUCCAGCGGGCUCCACCGUUGCCCCGCCAGGACGACCACAAUGGGUGUUUGGGAACGGUCGGGUCCAUAAUGCUUACGGUUGUGCUGCAAAAAUGGUGCCAGGGCCAGUUGGCACGAUCAGCGAAGGCGCAGUUGGCGUGAGGUCUGCGACGUACGGACACCACGGAUGGGUCUAUUGCCUUGGCAUGGAGACGGACGGCUGGGCGGUGACGGAGCAAGAUGCUCCGGAAGAUGCUACGGAUAUAACGACAAACAGAGGAUUUUACGGAUAUAACGACGUUUCAACGGAUUCUACCAAUGCUUCAAUUCAACGGAUUCUAGCAAUUCUCCGAGUCAUCGGUAUUCCUGAAAGUUCAACCGAUACUACCACUUACAAAGUACACCCCACGAUCGCCGUGGAUCCAUGCAGCAACCGUCUGUCAUGCAGAUCCACCCAUUCCGGAUUAUCUCUGGCGAUCACUUCAUCACCGGCAUUUGUCGAUGCCCUACACCACGGCCAGCUGCAGCAAGGCGCUCCGAACCGUGGUGGCCGCCAUGCCGCCUGGACCGGUUCAUGGAAAAUACCAUCAUGUGACCGGACAUCACGCGACUUCCACGCCCAUGUUUCACCACGGCCACAUUCUCCCACCGCUGAAACCGCCCCAGCACCACAGCGCCCCGUCCAGGCCCCACGCCUCAUGUCUGAGUGUGCCCUGCGGUUCAAACAUCGCAUCGUCCAUCGUUUCGGCCUCCCACUCGUCUCGAUCUCCAUCACAACAUUCGAACCAACACCACAUCUUUUCUUCACGUCCUCCCCCACCACCAGCCCUCGCUGCAACCUUCACCAAGGCAACCUGUCACGGACUCGGCUCUGCACUCACAACGUCCCCAUUGCGGCCCAUCAACCAGCCCUCCUAUUUACAUCCGUUCCACAUCAGGCCAGUCCUGCAGACAAGCCCGUAAACGAACGAAAUAACAUACAAAGACAUUGACGACACGCUCGUUUGACCCAUCGAGAGAAGGCUGGCUACAAGGAACUGUCAAAGCUAGAUCAUCAGAUCGAGAAUAUACACCUCUGAUUUGCUAGAUCGUCCGUGAAGAAUAGUUGAAUAUCCCUCGUCCUCCUCCUCAAAAAGACCCUGAGCUCCGGAACCAAAAAUAGACACCAACACCAUCCAGUUCAGUCCACGAAACUA